AUGGAGGCCAGUAGGAAGCCAUUGCAAGAGUCCAGGUCCAGGGUGUGGACAGGUGGAAAGGAGCAUUUCUCAGGAGAUGCAUCUGCCCACUCUAAAUUGGGACACGUGUACUGGUUGAAUUCAGCUGUGGCCAGCAGCGGCUGGUUUUCCUGCUACACACAUGGCUACCUGAUGCCUUGCCUUCUAGGGGAGGAAUUGGCUUCCAGAGGGAGAGCCUAUGGGCAGUCAGGCAAGGACAGACCAGGAGAAACCUUUGUCUCUCUUGAAGAGGCAGGCACCAGGCAGAGCCUUAGCAAGGAGAACUACAGCUCUGUGUCUGAGUUCAUCCUCCUCGGCUUCUCCAGUGAGUCACAGGUUGGAAAGACCCUGUUCACCUUCUUCCUCCUCCUCUACCUCACCACACUUCUGGGCAAUGGAUUCAUUGUCACCUUGAUCUACCUGAACUCACACCUCCAUACACCCAUGUAUUUCUUUCUCAAUAUCCUCUCCUUAGUGGACAUGAGUUAUGUCACCACUACUGUGCCCCAGAUGUUAGUUAAUAUGGUGGAUCCAAGGAUGACCAUCUCCUGGGGAGCUUGUAUAGCCCAGAUGUUCAUCUUCUUGGUCCUGGGCAUUGCUGAGUGUGUCCUCUAUGCCAUUAUGGCCUAUGACAGGUAUGUGGCCAUUUGCUUCCCCCUUCACUAUACCCUACUCAUGAGCCAUCCCACUUGUAUCAAGAUGGUCACUGUCUGUUGGUCCAUUAGCAUAGCUGGGGCCCUGAUCUACACUGUCUUCACCAUGCAUCUGCCUUAUUGUGGCCCCCACAAGAUAAACCACUUCUUCUGUGAGGUCCCUGCUCUCCUGAAGUUGGCCUGUGCAGACAUAUCCCUCAAUGACUGGUUGGACUUCAUCUUGGGUUUCAUCUUGCUUCUGGUCCCACUUUUCCUCAUCCUGGCCUCUUAUAUCCACAUCUUUGCCACCAUAUUAAGAAUCCGCUCAUCCCAGGGGAGGCUCAAGUCCUUCUCCACAUGUGCUUCCCACAUCACUGCAGUGACUAUGUUCUAUGGGCCAGCCAUGAUCAUGUACAUGAGGCCUGGUUCCUGGUAUGACCCAGAGCGAGACAAGAAACUGUCCUUGUUCUACAAUGUUGUCUCUGCCUUUCUCAACCCCAUCAUUUACAGUUUCAGGAACAAGGAUGUAAAGGGAGCUUUUCUGAAAGUAUUUGGAAACAGAGGGACAGCUCAUUGA
Molecule: messenger RNA, 1227 nt
Organism: Choloepus didactylus (southern two-toed sloth)
Lineage: Eukaryota; Metazoa; Chordata; Mammalia; Pilosa; Megalonychidae
Product: olfactory receptor 2A12-like
Exons: 3
Coding region: 1-1227 (408 amino acids)
Biological process (GO): G protein-coupled receptor signaling pathway
Cellular component (GO): membrane
Molecular function (GO): olfactory receptor activity; G protein-coupled receptor activity
Source: RefSeq, a predicted model, not a curated record